AGCAGGCCCAAAAAAAGAAGCAGGAGAAGAUGAGACACAAGAAGUUGGCCGCCUACGGUUUCGAGGGCGAGCAUUCUGGAGAGGCCAUCUUAUGAGGUGCUCCAUGAGAUAUGCAUGGGAGCCUUGUACACUUUGCCAUGAGCGACAACCGUAUGGUCAAGAAGACCUGCCUGCACGUUCGACCUCCUAUCGACACCAUGCAUCGAGCCUGAAAGUCAUGUUAGGGCCAGGGUGCCGCGACCUCCAACAGUCCCUAUCUAGGGCCACACAGAAUUCGCCGUUGGGUACUCACUAUCAGGUAGACUUUGAGCGGACACACGAUACCCAAAUUGGUUCUUGCCACCGGAUAGCUACCCAGCUGGUGAGAAAGAGUGGAGCAUGCUUCCAUGAGAAUGUUGCAGGAAGCCUCGAAGGACACAUACCUGAGGAAGGUACGAGAGAGCGGGCUCGCGAGCUUGCGGGUAUUCUAACCCGCUCCGCUCUCAAUAGCCACUGUCGUCUUCACAUCGCAGAAAGAGCAACCAACCUGGACCAACAUGAGGAAAGAUCGAUCCUUUGGCUUUCGUGCUCGUGCCUCUCUCAGCUUGGACAACCCAUCUCUGCUUCAACCUGACGCAUCUCCCAACAUCCUUCGAAGACAACGACGACAUAUUGCAUUACUGGACGAUUAUUCUUCGAUUCGACAUUACAAGUGCAUUCUUAAUAGCUCUUCUCUCAAAACACAAUCCGGUUCUCGACGCUUCAUCCGCACCUAGGUUCGACAUCGACCCGUG
Aureobasidium pullulans EXF-150 is the source of this 773-nucleotide messenger RNA. RefSeq lists its product as uncharacterized. The transcript has 2 exons. The coding region runs from base 92 to 613 and encodes 173 amino acids. Lineage: Eukaryota; Fungi; Ascomycota; Dothideomycetes; Dothideales; Saccotheciaceae. The record is from RefSeq and is a predicted model, not a curated record.